AUGACUUCAAAGUACACCUCCAAACUCGCUGGCCAGCGGGUAAUGGUCCUGGGCGCAACCUCAGGCAUCGGAUUCUGCGUUGCAGAAGCAGCAUUCGAGAAUGGUGCCCACCUGGUCCUGUCCAGCUCCAAUCAAAGCAAGCUCGAUAAGACGGUUGCGCGUCUCCGCGAGACCUAUCCUGAGCGAACCCAGCAGACCAUCGUCACCCAAGUUUGCGACCUGAGUGACGUCACCAACCUCGACAGAAACAUUGAGACGUUAUUCAAAGCCGCUACCAACAAUGGCGAGCUCAAGCUUAACCACAUUGCUAGUACUGCUGGAGACGGUCUCAGCAUCAUCCCUAUUGCACAGGCAACUCCCGAAGCGAUCUACACCGGUAUGACCGUCCGCUUCACCGCGCAGGCCAUCCUCGCAAAGUACAUUCCGACCUAUAUGGAAGUCUCGCCCAACAGCUCGUUCACCUUCACCAGUGGCGCGCGCGGCAAGAGGCCCGCGGCAGGCUGGUCUCUGAUUACCGCAAUGUGUGGUGCGGUCGAGGGUCUCAUGCGCGGACUGACGGUCGACUUGCGGCCCAUUCGUGUGAACGUCGUUUCUCCUGGGGCUGUACAUACUGAAUUGUUCGACCAAUUUCCCCGGGAGGCUUUGGAGCCGAUGCUUGAAAGCUUUCGUCAGGCGACGACGACGGGAACUGUUGGCACGCCGGCGGAUGUGGCCGAGAGCUACAUCUAUCUCAUGAAGGAUAAUUUCGCGACAGGCUCGGUCAUCGACUCCAAUGGGGGCAGUGUUCUAGUUUAG
Molecule: messenger RNA, 795 nt
Organism: Penicillium chermesinum
Lineage: Eukaryota; Fungi; Ascomycota; Eurotiomycetes; Eurotiales; Aspergillaceae
Product: NAD(P)-binding protein
Exons: 1
Coding region: 1-795 (264 amino acids)
Molecular function (GO): oxidoreductase activity
Source: RefSeq, a predicted model, not a curated record